This is a messenger RNA of Rhagoletis zephyria (snowberry fruit fly), 1891 nucleotides long. It is a transcript of the gene Ccz1, whose product is annotated as vacuolar fusion protein CCZ1. Lineage: Eukaryota; Metazoa; Arthropoda; Insecta; Diptera; Tephritidae. Gene Ontology annotation, cellular component: Mon1-Ccz1 complex; intracellular membrane-bounded organelle. The record is from RefSeq and is a predicted model, not a curated record. Gene Ontology annotation, biological process: vesicle-mediated transport.
UGUAUAAAUUCGCCUUGGUGGUGUUGAUGGCGAAGCUAUAGUACGUCACACAAAAUAUAAGUGAUAAGUAGCAUUUUGUACAAACAUUUGAGGGUGGUGAAUGAUUAUUAUUUUACACCAAAUUGCUUAAAUACCAUUAGCAACUACUUUGUGAGAGUGAUCAAUUCAUGUAAAGAAAGCCUCCCCCAAGAUCCUCACCAAGUUUCAUGACGAAAUUCCUUAUACCCCGCUGAAAUCUCGAUUGGUUCCGUUUUGGAAAGCCAACCCUUGCAACAAGUUAAUUACCCUGAUUUGUUUAUAGUGAGAAAAAAUGUCGAAACUUUUGCAACGCGUGGAAACUACGCUGCGCAGUUUUUAUAUUUUCAAUUCGAAAUUUGGUCAAAAAGAGGGUGAGGAGUUCAAAAAGAUAUUGUACUAUAGCCCGCAAGACAUAGAACUAAACACAAAAAUCAAAGAUGUUGGUCUCAGCGAAGCAAUUAUACAAUUUACAAGCACGUUUGUUGGCGAAGACGACUGCAAAGCGCUGCACACUCAGAAAACAACUCAACUCUUUUAUCAGCCCGAAAUUGGCUACUGGAUUGUAAUGGUACUUAAUGUGCCGAGGGAAAUUAAAAGUAAAGAUGGAAUCGAAGUCCCUGAAUAUCGUGGGGCUGAGGUUCAAGAUGGAAUAUAUCGAGUUAUUUUACGGCAGACCUAUAAUAUGUAUCGACUUAGCCAAGGAACAUUUCAUUCCAGUAUGAUAGUUAAUGGAAAGGAAGAUGAUUGUUGCCGUGAGCAAUUGCAAGGGAGGCUAUCCACAUUUUUCGAUGACUAUUUACAAUCGAUGAGGAUUCCCGUCCUAGAUGUAUUGGCCUUUACGCACUCAAUACAAUAUUUACCACUUGGACAAGCACUAUUUCUUCGUGCUCAUAAUUUUAUUAAUAUGGUUCGCGCCACAUUUUCUGUUAUACAAGAUACUAUUUUACUUUAUGAUGAGCGUAUUAUUUGCGGUGGCCAAAUUGGACCGACUGAAUUGUGUAGUUUGCAUAAGUUUGUGGUCGAUUCCUUUUUCAAAAAAUUUGAGUAUUCAACGCGAAACACACACAAUGGAAGUCCAAUCGUGGAAAAAUACCAUAGUGGGGCUUUUGUUACUGGGCUACAGAGUGUAGAGAAUUCAACUGACUUACCUAAAGUUUACCUUGAAUUGACCGGGUCGCUUCAUUGCUAUUACCUGAUCAUUUUUAGAAUCCUAAAUGCUACAUUGUGCCUCCUGAUAAAUGCCGAGGAGAGCCCACCGAACAAUGAUUUCUACAAAGAAUUACAUUCAUAUAUGGGCCCACAGUUAUCGAGUAUUGUGAAAGAUAUUGAGGAAACUUUCUGUAAAGAACAAAGUCUACGUAAGGCAACCACUUCCGCUUCACUUUCCACUUUGACUUCUGCAACUAUCGCAGACGACUGUUCGGUUCCGAAAUAUCUGUUUGUCAACGAGCAAAGCUUAAAACACCUUACGAACAUACCUCACGAUCAUGGACAAAUAAGCAAAUCGCCGCAGUGCAUUCCGGCCAAUGUUAUCAAUCUUAUAGCAGAUCUCAUUCCCUGUAAAGAAUCUUAUUCACCCUUGAAGGAAGUGCAAAUUAAAACUACAAGUGAUUUUUGGAUUGUGCAGCGAUGCUGGAACUCGCGGCAGUGCUAUGUGAUAAUACACAACAGUAAAGCAACAUUGUUGGAUAUAACACAAGAAGCAAGACGAGUAUUUGAUAAAGAAUUCACAGAUGAUGUAUUUUUUGACAAAUAAAAAGUAUAAUCAAAUAAAUGAAAGGCGUUUUCCAGUUAAAUCGGCGUACUUGGCCAUGGUAAGAUCUCAUCUGUUGCGUAGAUCGAUUUCGGUGGCAAAGAAUACAGCAUGGUGAAU